Oryzias latipes (Japanese medaka) is the source of this 4653-nucleotide messenger RNA. It is a transcript of the gene tslig2, whose product is annotated as chromosome 21 C2orf49 homolog. NCBI's taxonomy places the organism in Eukaryota, Metazoa, Chordata, Actinopteri, Beloniformes, Adrianichthyidae. Gene Ontology annotation, biological process: embryonic morphogenesis. The record is from RefSeq and is a predicted model, not a curated record. Gene Ontology annotation, cellular component: tRNA-splicing ligase complex.
CCAACAGUCCCGCCCACAACUCAGAGGAGAAUUUCUAAUGAAUUCAUGUCUCUGCAGAAUAUUUGUCUUAAAAAAUGGCAUAAUCAUAAUUAAUAGACUACUGGGAGCGCUUUUAUAAAAGAUCAAACUAUAGUUUGAGUGGGACUUUAAUACAUGUCCACCAUCAUCAGAAAAAUGCCACAAGAACAUGUUAAAAACACACAAAACACAUUUUUUAUUGGAGUGCAUUUUAAACAGAUCCAUCCAAUACGUUGUGAAGUUGAUUUUCCAAGCAGCACAUCAGACACAUCUAUGAAUGCCAUUGAUUUAUGUUGAGAAAACCAAUCUCGUUCUGUGCUGCCUUCCUGUUGCCAGUUUGUCUUGUUGCAAUCUAAAUGUUCCUUCGGAAAAAAACUCGACAAACAAAAAAAACAGUAUUCCCAGGAGGCAGGAGGUUGAGCAAUCAUCUAUUCAUUUUCUAAACCCGGUGUGUUCCUGUUUGGAGUCAUAAGGAUGCUGGAGCCUAUCCAGCUACGGUGCACACAGGAAGAGCACUAUGGCAAAUGAAUCAUCAGAAAAACACACAACUUAGAUUUACCAUAAGAAACUUAAACAAAAGAAAACACAAAUCACAAAUCUAAUCAUUUUACACCUUUAAUGAGUUCUUUCUCCUCACUACAUACACAGCAGUCCAGUUUGUUGCAAUCCUGAAUUUAGCAUUCUCAUGAACACAGUAUUUGGCUAUGUCCGAAUUCCUUCACUACGCACUACAUAGUGCACUAUAUAAAGCAUUCACCAUUUUAUAGUGCUGUUCCAAAAUUGAGUGCCCUAGAAAUUUCCCAGAAGUCUCUGCAAAAAUCAGUGUGCUCAAUAGAUGGUGAAUGUGGGGCCAAAAUGAGUUGCAUUUGAACAGCUGCUUUUAAAAUCCAGGCCACUAGAUAGUCCCGCACUUUAUAGUAGUUAGGGAGUAGGGUGGGAAUUUGGACAUAGCCAUUUUGUUUGUGGAUUGUUUGUUUUUUCUAUUUCAUAUCUUGAUGGUGCUCAUUCUGUGUUACAGAAUUAUUUCCUUUGUUUCUAAAUAAAGUUAAUUUUCAUUGGUUUAGUCUGUAGGCUAGAUUUAUGACUGCCAUGCUCCCUGUUGUCAGAAAAAACAAAAGUUCUUUAAAUUUUGUUAUUUAUGUCACAUUUCUGACCAUUGCAGUUUUCAGACUCCUCAUCUAGCUUCCACUGUUGGUUGUUCCUCUUAAAUUUUCCAUUUUUUGCUGUGUACAUAAUCAAACAUGUCCACUGUUUUUACUCUGAUACCUGUUUAAAACAAAUCAAAUUUGUGGAAAAGGGAGCAACAUUUUGUCUUUAAUUUGAAUGUUUUUGAUUGCUUGUUUACUUAGAGAAAAUAUAACUUAUUGAAAAAACAGUUAUUUUUUAAAAUUGGUUGCAUCGACAGAUUAUUGUGUUUUGGAAAAACAAUAAAAGGUCAAAUAUAUUAUGAUGUAUGGAGCCCUGGACAAAUUGUUCCCUCAAAUCAAUAAUUUUCAGCCACAGAUCAGUAUAUUGUCGGGCACAAAUUUGUAUUUUAUGGGAUCAAAAUAUUAUUUUAUGCACACAUUAGGAUUUUGCGGGCACAAAUUAGUAUUUUGUGGCCACGAAUUAGAAUUUUGUGGGCACAAAUGAUCAUUUUGCGGGCAGGAAUUAGUAUUCUGAGGGGAACGAAUUAACAUUUUGUUGGUACAAGUUUGCAUUUUGCAUGCACAUAGUAUUCUGUGGGCACAUAUUUGCAUUUGGCAGGCACAAAUGAGCAUUUUGUGGGCACUAAUUAGAACUUUGUGAACACAAAUUAGUGUUUAGUGAGCAAUAUUACCAUUUUCUUUAAACAAAUUAGCAUUUUGUGCGAAGAUUUAAACUUUCUUGGUAGAAAUUAACAUGCACAAAUUUCGUGCAAAAUUUUUCUAUUCUGUGGGCACAAAUUAGCAUUUCCUGGGCAUAAAUUUGCAUUUUGCAUGCACAAAUGAGCAUUUGUGAGCACAAAUUAACAUUUUGAGGGCAUAAAAAAGCAUUCUGUGCGCACAAGUAAGAAUUUUGUGACACAUACAGGUAUUUUGUGUUCACAAAAUUGCAUUUUUAACAAGCAAUUUAGGGGGACAAAUUAGUAUUAGUAUUAGUAUUAGAAAUUAACAUUUUUUGUGUUCAAAUGAGUAUUUUGUGUACAGAAAAUUAGUAGGAGGAAUUGAUUAUACAUAAAAUGCUAUUACAUACAGGGUUGAGAAUGGCAAACAGUAAUUUUUCUUUCCUGUAGGGAAGGUUGGGAUCCUUCUAGACAACGUAUUGAAUUCUAAAUUUGUGAUAAUAAAUCUAACUUUUACAAUUAAUUAUUUUACUAUUACAUUAGUCAAGAAGACUCUUGAGGCAUUCUAAAGCACAAAGUGCUGCCUGGUGUCAGAAAGGUUGAUCUUACUGGCUGGACUCAGAUCCUCCAAUAAGAUUUUUUUUAAAACAGUCAAAAAUCAUCCCUGAAGAACUAAUAGGAAAACACAGAAAUAGCCCUUCUAUGAGCUCUAAUCCAAGGAACUGUAGUUGUCAAAACAAAAUCUUUUCAUUGUGGAGUCGAGCUGUGGAAAUUCCACAUUUCCGUAGCUGGCUUUCAAUAGCCUGGAUAUUCCCUAACUAUGUUCUAUCGCAGAGAGUAAAUAACCAUAAUUUAAUUUUCUUUUUCUUAUUUUUAUUUUGGCCAAAAUGUUGCAAAACGUUUAUUCAUUUUUUGAAUUUCUUCUCAAAGCAAAAAAAUGUUUUCCAAUGGAAAACUUUUAUAAUGCCUAGAAGCAAAACAGAAGGAGUCUGAUAAAUGUUUAACACAAACUUUGUGACAUUCUCACAUGUGGCAGCAUGUGAUGACCCAGCCUCGACCCUCCGGCUCCUAAUGUAGACCUCAUGGUUGUUUCUGGAUUGUAUUACAGCCCUAACAUGGUCACUUAACUGAGAUCUGGAUGCAACUACUUGUUUAAAUGGAAAGAUGUUAGCAAGGAAAAAGAGUUUUAUUCUCAUUUCCAGGGGGUAAUUUUUCUCAUGUUUUACUUGUUUAUCAGUCAAGAACAAACUUUCUGGUUCAAAUCCCGGUUACUUCCACCACAGCAACAGUGUGGAAUUUUCGAAUGGCCCAAAUGUAGGCUUGAGGCUGGUUGAUGAAAAGUUACAUAAUUAAACUUCAAAAAACAAAUCAAAACACAUGGGAGGAUAAAAAAAUUAAUACAACAAAAAAACACAUAUGAAUGGUAUCCUGCUGAGUCUUUCAGUAUGGAAACAUAUGUGUCUCAUCUUUCAAAAUAAAAGUCUAUACUGAAAAUGCUUCUUCAUUUUCAGGGAAAGUUCACCGUGUCUCGCUUGUUUUUGUCCAAAUGACGCCAUCAUUUGUUUUUAAGAAACAAAGUCUAAAGUCUUCAUAGUUCAAGUACCCAGGUUUACCUCCUUGAGUCUCAUCUCCUUCUGCUUCAUCCCAGUCUUCAAAGUGAUCAAAUUCCCCAACAAUAAGUACAGCGCCAUCCAGCAGGGGGCAGCAAAGUCGCAACAGCGUCAAGGAGAAACUGGAAACUCCAGCGGAGAAGAACAGCGUCAAACAUGGCGGCUGUCUCAGGACAAAAUGGAAAGUGUGUUUGUGCCUCAGAUGCGGGUCUGCUGUUACACCCCGAGCUGCAGUCGAAAGAUUUCCUUCAGCUUCUUUUAAGUGAGAGAAAAAUCUGCACCAGGGACUGUGGAAGCAGGGACCAACUCACUGAGCUGUACCUCCGGAACGUCAUGCCGCUGCCGCAGAGGAGUUUACCCAACAACCGCUGGGGACGGAAGGUGGAGAGGAGCCGAGGAGGACGCACUUCUGCGGGGCAAACGUCAGAGAGCUCCAGGAAUGACCAGAGCAGGAAAAGACCUCUAAUCGUGUUUGACGGGAGCUCUUCUAACUCCGGCCCCGUAAAAGUGAAGAAAUCAGAGGGAGCGGCAUCAUCAGGAGUCGCAGACCGAUUAAAGCCUCCUCCAGCUGCUAAUCUGACCAACCCCAUUCGGAAACUCUCUUCCAGCUCGAUGACAUCAUCGGCCUCGCCGCUCCCUCCCAGUACAGACUCGGCAAACCUCAAAAAAGAAGGAAACUCAUUGGAGGCGCUAAAAUCUCCUGAAGUGAAGAAAAAGAUCCCUCGCGUGACGUGGCCCUGACCUCUGUGCCCUCAUGACGGAAGCUCCCACUUUUCCAGGCGGGCUUCUCCUCUUCCAGCUCAGCCACGCCCAUCACAGUUUGCCACACAGGAAUCCCUUUAAAAGUCAGCGUACAAGGCUAGCAUGUCUGCAGUUUUUCUAAAAGCCGGCUGCUGACGUGGGAAACGCAGCUUUAGAUUCACUACAGGAUAUAAAAUCAUUAUUGAUUCAAACAAAGCAAAAUUCUGAGUCUGCUUUGUGGAAAUCAAAGAACCUCUUAAAGGCGGAUUCAUGCUCUGGGAGACGUGAAACCUUUCUGUAUUUUAGUGCUGUGCUUUGAAAGACAGGAACAAGUAUUUUUCUGACUAGGAUAUCUCAGUUAUGGGUGGGACUGGUAGCACAGAGUAAGCCUGCCCUCACUCCCCAUUAUCAAUCUGUUUACACGCUUUCCCACUAACUGGAACCCCCCCCCACUAAGAUUAGUGGCGCAACAAAAAUGGU